UGACACAAAAAUAUCAGCUGUCUCAUUUAUCUAUACACUGUUUUGUUUAUCAAAACUACUGAAUAAUGUUUAUAACGUCCAGAUAAUGAAUCACGUUUAAAAUAUGAACUCGUUAUUGAGAACAGUGCAAGGUAAAGAAUUUGAUAAAAAUUACCGUAUAAAGAAGGCCAUAACCACACAACUGUCGGAGGUGGUGAAAGAGAUACAAUUAUGUUCUGUGGAGGAGAAUAUCCUCAGUGAUUCCUUGGAUGUUGAAGAGGCGGCAAAUUCCCUUUGUUGCGUUGUUGAGGCAAUCUUUUUACAUGGAUUAAAAGAUUCCUUGGCUCACAAGUUUAGAAAGGUUAUUGCUGAUGUUGAUGAUAGACCAGACUCUAGCUUUUGGGCUCCACUAUUAGUUAUAUCACAUAGACAAAUUAUAGAUUCUAUUUUAAAAUGUACACAACUUCCAACAGAAGUAGGACAAUGUAGAGCAUGGAUAAGAUUAGCAAUGAACGACUGCUUAUUGUCUUCCUAUUUUAUGACAUUAAGGCAAAAUUCUGGUGUUUUAAAAUCAUAUUAUAAUUCACAUGCUUAUGUGAGAGACAAUGAUUUAUUAGAGGUUGCACAAAAAUUAAUCGAAGGUGUUGAAACAAUAAAACCUUUCAAUCUGCCAUGUUUUUCUAGUAUUUUAAAUAAUUGGCCUCAAAGUACAUUAAUAUUAGCGGGAAUUUGGUCUCCCACUUUAAGAACAUGUCCCGUACAAUCUUGCGUCGAUGUUGCUCAGUCAACAUCGAGCAAUUUAAACUCAGAAACGGCAUCUUUAGGUUCAAUGAUAUCGUUACAUUCGCGAUCAUCGGGAAUUGGGAAUAUGGUAGCUUUUAAUGAAGAUGAAGCGUUUAAAAUUGUUUUAAAUAAACAACUUGGCCAAGAAUCUUCGAAUAAUCAAGAUGCUGAGGUUGAUGUUACUACAAUAGAUAAAAAUAUUAAGAACGAAAAUGACACUAACAAUGAUGAAAAUAAUCAACAGGAAUUAAUAGAAGAUAUUGAAAUUGAAAAUGAAAUAUUUCCCGAACCCGAGAUACCUAAAGCAACAGUCGGGAACUCGUUAUUUCGACAAACAGGUUGGUCAUUUGAUGAAAACGCCCAAGAUAAAACGCCGCCAAAAAAUGUACCAACAACGAGUAGUUUAGAACAUAGUUACAAUGCGUUGAUUGAAAGCUAUAAUAUGUUUGGUGCAGCUUAUAUUAAAACGCCUGAUAUUCGUGGUGUUUGGGAACACUUUGAAAAGAAAGGUUGCACAACUGCUGGGUUAGAAAAAAAUAAAAUCGAUUCAUCUCAAAUGAACACCAUCGAAAGCCCUGGUGAGGAAAAAUUACGAUUAUUACACCAAUUAACUGAGAUGCCCGUCGAACAAGGAUUAGAUUAUCAAAAUUACGAAUGCGCAAGUUGUAAUGUUGCCUUAAGUAUUGGUAAAUUAAAUACAGAUUCAAAUGUUGCUAAUUUAUGUCAUUUCUCAGGAACGUAUUAUUGUAACAAUUGUAUGCAUAUCGAUAUGGUACCUAUUCCAGCCCGUAUGAUUCAUAAUUGGGACCAUCAAGAGUACAGGGUUUCACGUGAUGCUUUUAAUUAUAUUCAAGAAAUUAAAGAUCAUCCUUAUAUUGAUUUAAAGACUAUUAAUCCAUACAUUUAUGGAGUGAUAGAGGAAAUGUCUCGUCUUCAAGUUUUAAGAAACCAAUUAAAUUUUCUCCGCGCAUAUCUUUACACCUGUCGAGAUCCAAUAAUUGAAGAAUUCCAAAAAAUGAUGUGGCCCAGAGAAUACAUGUACGAACACGUUCAUCAAUAUUCAGUAUUGGAUUUACAAGAAAUUCCCGACGGAACCCUAGCCGGUAAAUUACGCGAAGUUGUUGAUUUUGCCAAAAAACACGUCAUGGAAUGCUGGUUGUGUAGCCAUAAAGGAUUUCUUUGCGAAAUUUGCGAUAGUACCAAGGUUUUGUUUCCGUUUGAUGUGGAAAAUGUUUAUAGGUGUGAAGGUUGCAGUGCUGUGUAUCAUAAGGGUUGUUUAGAUGAAAGCAAACCUUGUCCGAAAUGUAAAAGGCAAAGAGAAAGAGCUGAUAUGUCUUUACUUGCUAUGACAGAUGAUUAAUAUUUUAAAUAACUAAUUCUGUUUUUUUUUGUUUGUUUUUUUUAUAAUGAAA
Onthophagus taurus is the source of this 2174-nucleotide messenger RNA. RefSeq names its product Pleckstrin homology and RUN domain containing M1 (gene Plekhm1). The record is from RefSeq and is a predicted model, not a curated record. NCBI's taxonomy places the organism in Eukaryota, Metazoa, Arthropoda, Insecta, Coleoptera, Scarabaeidae.